UACCAAUGGAGAUCAUCCUCGUCAUCAAAACACCGUAAUCAAAUCGAGUUCAUUUUGAGAUAUCAAUCCUAUUGAAAAUUGUCGAUGGCAAGUCUCCGCUUCUCAACUUUCGUACUCCCCCUUCUAGUGAGUGCUUUUAUAUGGAUGAGUUGUGAUUCUUUGAUCAUGACGAUAAAUGCAAGGCAUCUAUUGGAGACUCCAUCACCUAAGAUCCCUGAAGAGCUUCCAAAGCCAGAAAUACCCACUUUACCAAAUCCGGAGCUUCUUCCACUACCGAAGGUUGAGUUGCCUCCCUUGCCUCAUCUUCCACCCCUGGAAAAGCCUAAACUGCCUGAAUUGUCAAAGCCAGAGCUUCCCAAGUUGCCUGAAUUGCCAAACGUGCCGAAGUCCGAACUUCCCAAAUUUCCUGAGUUAUCGAACGUGCCUAAGCCUGAUCUCUUUAAGUUUCCUGAAAUUCCACAUGUGCCUAAACUCGAUCUUUCCAAGCAGUCUGAAGUUUCAAAUUUGCCAAAACCUGAACUCCCAAAGUUAACUACACUACCGAAUGUGCCUAAAUUUGAGCUCCCUAAGUUUCCUGAAUUACCAAAUGUACCUAAACCGGAACUCCCGAAAUUACCUGAAAUGCCACCACUUCCCAAGCCUGUUUUCCCUACUCUUCCAAAGGACAUACCCAUCCCUUCCUUCAACCCACCACACACAACUACCACUAAUCCUUGAAUAGCAUAUUCAACUUUCAUCUACUUAUAUACUUGAAUUAAAUAUAAAUUAUAUUGUUUUUCUUUUAAUUAUAAUUUCUAGUCAGUGUCUGCUAUGUAUGUUAUUCUUAUUCCGGUCGGCUUUGUGCCAAUAGUUAUUGGGUGUUGUUUUUUUUAGACAUAUAAUCAUUAUAUUAUGAAUAAAUAUAUAUUUUUUUGGCCAGUUUA
Momordica charantia (bitter melon) is the source of this 923-nucleotide messenger RNA. RefSeq lists its product as uncharacterized. The record is from RefSeq and is a predicted model, not a curated record. NCBI's taxonomy places the organism in Eukaryota, Viridiplantae, Streptophyta, Magnoliopsida, Cucurbitales, Cucurbitaceae.